Pelobates cultripes (western spadefoot toad) is the source of this 193-nucleotide messenger RNA. Lineage: Eukaryota; Metazoa; Chordata; Amphibia; Anura; Pelobatidae. The record is from the annotation of a GenBank genome assembly.
AUUUCGGGUACCGCCGGAAUCUCCCCUCACAGCCCAGUCCUCGCCAUCCCUCGACGGCUCCCGGACUCACCCUCCCAUUACAUCCACGUCAGCGCACGAGGCAGCCAUCUUUAUUCUCGCAUAUCGCGAGACUGCGGCCCCCAUCUUGCAGCACCCGCGAACACGAUCACCACAGCGGAACACAGCUCCCGCU